Molecule: messenger RNA, 750 nt
Organism: Hyla sarda
Lineage: Eukaryota; Metazoa; Chordata; Amphibia; Anura; Hylidae
Product: natural cytotoxicity triggering receptor 3 ligand 1-like
Exons: 2
Coding region: 1-750 (249 amino acids)
Biological process (GO): positive regulation of T cell proliferation; cellular response to lipopolysaccharide; negative regulation of T cell proliferation
Cellular component (GO): external side of plasma membrane
Source: RefSeq, a predicted model, not a curated record
AUGUUACUCUCCACAGCAUCAACAUUACAACUGACUGGACCAUCUGUAUAUGCAGCCAAGCUGGGGUCUGACGCUCGGGUUCCUUGUCUGUUCAGAGUGGACUAUCCUCCUGUAGAUCCUGAACUUCUAAGGAUAUUUUGGAUCUUCCAAGAUAAAGAAGUCUUGAGCUAUGAUAAAACUGUGAGGAAUAAAUCUCGCAGAUAUUCCCUAAGCACUAAAGCCAUAGGAAGUGGUAUUGCAAAUCUGACUAUUUCUAAUAUACAAAUACCUGAUGGUGGAAUGUACAAGUGUUCAGUGACCUACCGCUCAGAGACGAAGGACAAGGAGGUCCGGUUGGACAUUGGAGCUCCUCCACAGGUAAAAAUCAUACAGAAAACAGUAGUUAUGAAUAAGAAGAGUGUUCUGAGCUGCUCCAUCACUGGAUUCUACCCCAUAGACAUUGAUAUUAGAUGGUUCAGGGAUGGAGACAGACUGGCGGAUAAUGUUAUUAUUGGUGAUCCAUGGAGAAACCCAGACAGAACCUACAAUGUGACCAGCACCCUGACCAUAACACCCACUGAGGGGGACAGAGACCGAAACUUCUCAUGUAGAGUUAGACACGAGUAUCUACAGGAACCUGUGCAAGAAGACUUCCGUCUGGUAUAUGAAGGUAAACUUGUUAGUAAAAUCUCUUUUUCCAUAAAUGGAUUUAUUUAUAAAAAUGUAUCUUCUGUUAAUGUUAGAACGACAACAUUUUAUGGAAUGAAUUAA